This is a messenger RNA of Misgurnus anguillicaudatus (oriental weatherfish), 1415 nucleotides long. The record is from RefSeq and is a predicted model, not a curated record. NCBI's taxonomy places the organism in Eukaryota, Metazoa, Chordata, Actinopteri, Cypriniformes, Cobitidae.
GCUCAGAAUUGUUUCAUUUUUCUGAAUAAAUAUACUAUGAUCAACAAAUAAAUAUAAAGAGUUUCACAAAUAUUUUUUAAAUCAACAAAUACACAAUAAGCAAACCGUAAAUAUAUGUUACAGAUUUCACAAAAAGAAAUGAAAUUCACAAAUAAAUAAAAUGGGAUUUGCAAAUAAAUUUUUUUUUUACAAAUAUAUAUUUAAUUGUAUUUAUUUGUGAAUGGCUUCCUGCUCAUUUGUGAAUCGAGUUCUGUGCAUUUGUGGAUUUGAAACAUUUCUAACGUCAAGAUGUGCACAAGAAUCCACAAAUAGGUGGACUCUGCCCACCGUCUACUCCAACCAAAUGGAACGACGAUCUCGUGGCGCUGACCAAUCGUGGCACGGUCUACCUCCAACCAAUCACGUUCUGAUUUACUCGCUCUUCACACUCCAUCACAGUAGGUGGCGGUAUGCACCUAUCAAGUUGGAUCGCAACCCGCCAUAAAACCUAAAGAAGAAGAAGAACUCCGACUCACAUGCACGUUUAUCAUGGCGGAUCGGGAGGACACCCGACAGGACUCUGUGAGACAACAAGUUUUUCAAAGACUACUUUCUAGAGUGACUUAUGCCUUGGAACACCCACCUCUGGACAUUGAAUAUUUGCAAUUUGUUUGUCGUCAAGAAAUGACUUUGAUUACUGCCAUGUCAGCAAACAUUGGAAUUUCAGAGGACUUGGUCAGAGGUUUGAUGGACUUGGAUUCUCUUAUUCAGCAGCACAAAGAAUCCCAGCAGAUGGCAACUGUGGUGGAGAUUGAAAGACCAGAAGGAUGUGGACGUCCAAGAAUGCACAUAUCAGAGGACAAAUUAAUGUACUUUAUGAAGCUUGGAUUGUCACAGCAAAGCAUUAGUAAAAUUUUAGGUGUGUCUCGUACAACUCUCUAUCGUCGGAUGAGAGAAUGUAACAUCUCAGUUUCAUCCCUCUACAGUAAUUGCACUGAUGAAGAGCUUGAUUUCCUGGUAUCUGAAAUCAAAAGUACUAUGCCAAACAUAGGGUACAGGGUUGUCAGGGGGGCCCUCUUUGCCAAAGGCUACAGAGUGCAGUGGGACAGAAUAUACGCCUCCAUGCGUCUUGUUGAUGGUCUUGGUGUUCUCUCACGAAUGUCCCAACUUGGUUGUGUUGCCCGGAGAACUUAUUCUGUUCCAUAUCCCAAGUAUCUUUAUCAUAUUGAUACAAACCAUAAGCUCAUAAGGUAAUGUUAACUUUAACUCCGAAUUUAAUUACAGUGCAUUGAAAAUGCGCUGUACUGUUCUUACUGGGCUUUUUAUUAUUAUUAUUCCAACCAAAUUUCUGCAAUUAAUACAGCUCGAACCGUGUAACUUAGAAACUUCAUUUAAACUCUCAAACGUGCGGACUAUUCAGGAAUAGUGUGCUAUGA